Molecule: messenger RNA, 2757 nt
Organism: Enhydra lutris kenyoni (northern sea otter)
Lineage: Eukaryota; Metazoa; Chordata; Mammalia; Carnivora; Mustelidae
Product: interleukin 12 receptor subunit beta 1
Exons: 16
Coding region: 66-2258 (730 amino acids)
Molecular function (GO): protein binding
Source: RefSeq, a predicted model, not a curated record
UCAGGGGCAAGGACAGGGUGGCUGGCAGAAGUUCAUCUGGGGCUGUGAGCUUCUGCGUGGGCUCCAUGGGACAGCUGUGGGCCAGGCUGGUCCCCCUCCUUCUGCUCCUGCUCCGAGGGCAAGGCGCUGAAGCCUGCAGUACCAGUGGGUGCUGUUUUCAGGACCCGCCGUAUCCGGAUGCAGGCGCAGGCUCGGCUUCAGGCCCCAGGGACCUGAACUGCUACCGGAUAGUCAGUGCUGGUUAUGAAUGCUCCUGGCAGUAUGAGGGCCCCAUGGCUGGGGUCAGCCACUUCCUGAGGUGCUGCCUCAGGUCCGGGCGGUGCUGCUACUUUGCCGCGGGCUCAGCCACCAGCCUGCGGUUCUCUGACCAGGACGGUGUAGCUGUGCUCCAGGCCGUCACGCUCUGGGUGGAAUCUCGAGCUGAGAACCGGACACAGAAGUCCCCUAAGAUCACCCUGAAGCUUCAUAGUGCAGUUAAAUACGACCCUCCGCUGGUUGGAGACAUCACUGUGUCUAGGUCCUUGGGGCAGGUGCUCUUGAAGUGGGAGAACCCAGCCCGCCAGGACGGCGCCGAGGUGCAGUUCCGGCACCGGACAUCCAGCAGCCUGUGGGAGUUGGGCAACUGCGGACCUCAGGAGGAUGCUGGCUUCGAGUCCUGCCUCUGCCCCCUGCGGACGGACGCAGCCCAGGAAUUCCAGCUCCGCAGGCGGCGACUCAGGCCAGCAGCCCCAGGAGACCCAGGAGACCCCUGGAGCAGCUGGAGCAGCCCCGUGUGUAUCCCCCCUGAACAUCUCCCACAGCCCACCUUGAAGUUCUCGAUGGAGGCGCUCCGCCCCAAUGGGAGGAGGCAGGUGACCCUGCACGGGCAGCUGCCCCAAGUUGAGCUUCCAGAAGGCUGCCUCGGAUCCAACUCUGGCGGGGAGGUGACCUACCGCGCCCGCCUGCACAUGCUAUCCUGCACGUGUAAGAUCAAGUCGACAAUGAACUUUCAGCUGAAGAAACCGCUCGACCUCUCUGGUGCGGCCUAUGACCUGGCUGUCAUCUCUCAGAAUCGCUUCGGCCCCGGCCCCAACCAGACAUGGCACAUUCCUGCCCAAACCCACACCCACACAGAAAUGGGGGCUCUGAAUAUCAGUGUCGGAGCCGAUGGGACCUCCAUGCACUGGCCAGCCCAGGCCAGGGCCAAGACGUAUUGCAUUGAGUGGCAGGCCCAAGACCAGGACAGGAACCUCACCAACUGCACCCUGACUCCAUCCCAGGACCAGGACCCUACAGGAAUGGCAACCUACAGCUGGAGCAGAGGAUCUGGGGCAAUGGAGGAGGAGGUAUGUUACCACAUCACGAUCUUCGCCUCUCCACGCCCAGAGAAGCCCAUCUCGUGGUCCACGGUCUUGUCCACCUACCACUUCGGGGGCAAUGUUGCAGCCUCCGGGGCAGGACGCCCACAGCACGUGUCGGUGAGGAAGCUCAGCCAGGGCUCCGUGAACGUGGACUGGACGCCGUCCCCGCUGAGCGCUUGCCCAGGUGUCCUGAAGGAGUACGUCGUGCGCUGCGAGGAUGAGGAGGGCAACCUCGUCUCUGAGCUGCCUGUGAAGGCCACAGAGACCCAGGUCACCCUUGAUGGCCUUCGGGCUGGGACAGCCUACACUGUGCGGGUUCGAGCAGACACAGUGACGCUGCAGGGUGUCUGGAGCCGGCCCCAGCCAUUCAGCAUCGAAGCCCAGGUUUCCCGGUUGUUCGAUUUGUCCAUACUCUUCGUGUCUCUGGGGAGCUUCGUCAGCAUCCUUCUCCUGGGCGUCCUUGGGUACCUCUGCCUGAACAGGGCUGCACGUUACCUGUGCCCGCCCCUGCCCACGCCUUGUGCCAGCACUGUGAUCGAGUUCCCUAGCAACCAGGGAAAGCAGGCUUGGCAGUGGACAAGCCCAGCAGACUUCCCGGAGGAGGUGUCCCCAAAAGAGGCCUUGGUGGUGAACAUGUCCUGGGAAAAAGGUGAGGGAACUGACCUGGACACACCCAUGCAUCUCAAGGAGAAGACACAGCUACUUCGGGACACUCCUGAGCUGACCUUGGACACAGAGCUCCCGUUGGAGGACAGGAGACAUGUGCAAGGCCAUCUGGAGCCUCAGGCUCUGGGGCCAGGCAGGCAGGAAGGUCUGGAGGGCAACCUUGCCCAGGGGGCUGGACUCUCACUGCCCUUGGGAGACCUAAUACAGACCCCCAUAAUCAGUGGCCCUUCGAACAUGGACUUGGAGGCCUGAGUGACGGAGAGGAAAGUCGGCCUCGACCUUCAGACAGGAAGACUGAAGGCGGCUGGUUAUUAAGGAAACAUUGCAAACCCAGCCUGUUCCGUCUAGACACACCCAUGAUGUCCUGAUUCCCCAUAACCACCUUGAGAGGUACAUGGCUAUUCUAGUUUACAGAUAUGACCACUAAGGCUCAGAGAGAGCAAGUGGAUAGCCAGAAACUACCCAGCACAGGCAGGAGUCAAACCUGGGCAGAGAGAUCCAGACCCCAUUUCCGGGUCCCGGCCCCUCCCCUCCUGCCAACACAGGUUGCACCAUGUCCUGUGGCGGGAACCCUAGGAACCACCAAGAGAAGGAAGCUGCUGCACCCCAUGACACCCAUGGGGAAGGGACAGAAUUUUUCAGGGUAGACUAGAUUGGAGGGGGGCCCAACGGGGGCUUAGGCCAAUCCUAGGACACUAGGCUGGACGUUGUGUCCCAGGAGCACUUGACGGGGAGUCUGGGCCCAGAACUC